CAUCAUUCUAAACUUGUUACCAACUCGAUCAACAUCAUAUCUAUUCCACAUUCAAUCAACAUCCAUCCAACCAUGUCAGUCACUAAAUCAUCCGCCAAAGUCUCCUCUCGAUCGACGAAGUCGAACAAGGCCGUCAAGGGUUUUCUGACCCCGGGUCAACUGACCGAACUCAAAAAGGGCUCAAAGGUCAACAUCAUGGUCGGUGCCGACAACGACCGCUUCAUUGGCUUGGAGGGCGCUUCAGUGAACUUGCUCGCGCACUACUCCCCCUACGCCAAGCAGAAGAUUCUCAAGGACCACGCCUCUGCUCUUGUCAUCCCCAAUGGCUCCAAGACUUCCAUUGUGUGGAUCUACAAGUACAUGUUCGCUGGCGAGAAUGACUCUCAAGGUCUUAAACCCUUCAGCCAGCUUUCGGUCGAUGAACUUACCUCUCUCCACCACCAUUGCGCGUUCCUCGAGUACCAGCCUCUCAUGAACCGCAUCGUUGGUCGAUUGAAGAGCAUAUUCUGCGCCAUCCUCCCUUCCGUCGAGGAUUUCAGGAUCUUCGAAGUCGCUAUUCCCGACCUCUACACCCAGGUCAUCGACGUCCUGGCUUAUGAGAUGGUGAGCCCGGGAGCGUCUAACUGUACAUCUUACAUGUCGUAUGCUACGGUCGACAAGUCGUUUGGGGAUGCAUUAGUUCAAACUAUGCAGAAGGUCCUUGCCCAGCGCAAACCUCAGUUCAACCCCAACCGCUAUGUUCGGUGGGCAAAUGAUUACGGCAAGGGCCUUCCCACGUCUGAAUCUCCACGGGAAGAGCCAAGCACCUCUGAGGAGAUGAUGCCAUCAAAACCUCUGACAACCACUGAGUCCUCGACAAACAAAGACGCCCAAGAUGUGCCCGAGGUAGUGGACUACACUGCUCGUCCCCAGCGUGUGUCUUCUAAGUCACCGAGCGCUACUCCUUCCGCGGAGUCUGAAAGCCCCUCUCCCGAGCCAAAGAAGACUGCCAAUUGCUUCAAUUGUGGUGACGGGGGACACGUUUCUCGGCAGUGCACCGCAGAGAGCAAGAAGCAGCCUGUGAAGCAGCCGAUUCACUGCUAUAACUGCGGUGCUGGAGGUCACAUGUCUCGGAAUUGCACAAUGCCUCGUUUCCAGAAGUCUGGCCACGGCCGUAAAAAGAUCUUUCGUCGUGUUCAACGUGUGCCCGUCAUCGAGGUCUCGACCAACGGCGAGGGUCUCCGCACAUGUGACCGCGAGGUCAAGAAGGGGGAGAUGACGCGGACCGGUCUGGUUGUAUAGGAGGCUGGGUAGCCUCAUGGAUCUAGUUUGAGCAAUGUGACGGAAUACAAAUGACUAAGACAAAGAACUUGAAUAUUUUGAGAUCAAACGCUAGGUUUAGGAAUAUAC
Molecule: messenger RNA, 1389 nt
Organism: Dothidotthia symphoricarpi CBS 119687
Lineage: Eukaryota; Fungi; Ascomycota; Dothideomycetes; Pleosporales; Dothidotthiaceae
Exons: 1
Coding region: 73-1281 (402 amino acids)
Biological process (GO): positive regulation of cytoplasmic translation
Cellular component (GO): cytoplasm
Molecular function (GO): zinc ion binding; mRNA binding; single-stranded RNA binding
Source: RefSeq, a predicted model, not a curated record